AUGGUUCUGCCAGACAACGGCGUCGUCCUGCCCCCGGUGCGCGCUACGAUGGCAUGGGUGUUGUUCGGUGUGGGCUUUGCGCUCUUGUUCUAUGGUAUCAUGAUAUGCCAGGCGUAUUGGUACUUCCAGACGUACCGCAAGGACCCCAUGGACCUGAAGGCCGUAGUCGCUGCGAUCAUGGUCGCGAACGCCAUAGACGUUGGUCUCAUAUUGCAUGCUUGCUACUACUACGCCGUUGGGAACUACGGGGUCUCAGACGCUUUCGGUGGCCUAUCUCCCUCGCUCACGCUCAUGCCUAUCUCAAUUUACCUGUGUAUCAUAUUGUGCCAAUAUGUCUAUAUCCGCCGAACCUACCUAUGUGAGACAUUCGAGGCAUCAUUUCGUCGUGCGGAUACUGAUGAGAUUAUCCAAGUCCUGCCUUCAGAAUGGCAGUGGGUAUUCCUCGUGUUAGCGGCUAUCGUCAUGACGACUGCCACAGCUUUCAUCAUAAUAUUGACAGUGCAGUUGGUCAUGCAACCAACCUUCGCGCAAUGGCUGAGAUUGAAGUGGCUCGUAUCCGUGGCGUUUGGCUGUUCUGUCCUAGGAGACUUGGCUUUAGCCGGUAUUUUGAGCUUGUCCCUCCAUGCUAGCCGGACUGGCGUGAAGCAAACUAACGUUCUCCUCAAUACGAUCAUCUUCAAUGCGUUCAGUACGGGCAUUGUCACCAGUAUUCUGAGCAUCGCGUGCUUACUGAUCGCGGUAUUUGAAGGCAAGAAUGUCGUGAUCAUUCCACUUGCCCAAGCAGCCGCCACAGUCUAUGCAAACGCAACGCUCGUCACGCUGAACCUCCGACGCGGCUUGUCCGAGAAGCUCAAUGCGCCGGGAGGAGAGAGCGACGUGAUCAGCCUCAAUCUUUUUCAGUCCUGG
Messenger RNA from Dichomitus squalens LYAD-421 SS1, 906 nucleotides. RefSeq lists its product as uncharacterized. The annotation marks the transcript as partial. NCBI's taxonomy places the organism in Eukaryota, Fungi, Basidiomycota, Agaricomycetes, Polyporales, Polyporaceae. The record is from RefSeq and is a predicted model, not a curated record. The transcript has 19 exons.